Syngnathoides biaculeatus (alligator pipefish) is the source of this 4980-nucleotide messenger RNA. It is a transcript of the gene jarid2b, whose product is annotated as jumonji and AT-rich interaction domain containing 2b. The record is from RefSeq and is a predicted model, not a curated record. Gene Ontology annotation, biological process: chromatin remodeling. Gene Ontology annotation, molecular function: DNA binding; histone demethylase activity. Gene Ontology annotation, cellular component: nucleus. NCBI's taxonomy places the organism in Eukaryota, Metazoa, Chordata, Actinopteri, Syngnathiformes, Syngnathidae.
GCGCUGCCCAACAACAUGGCCUACUUCGGCAGCUCCCAGGAGGAGGAGGACCUCGGGGAGGUGGAGGACGAGGAGCAGGACGAGAUGAGGAACGGCGGCGGCGGCGGCGGCCACUCGCACGGCGCGUCCGGCGCCGGCCACGCGUCCGCGUCCUCCUCCUGCCACUCCACGCCGCGCAAGGGCAAGCCCCUCGCGCGCCAACCGCUCAACGGCCACGUGUUCAACAACCACGGCAAAGCGGGGAUGCGCGAGAGCCCCCGGCCCAAGGCGGCGGCGGCGGCGCCGCCCCCUCCCCCGCCGCUCCUGCGGGAGCGCAGCGAGCGGGCCGAGGCGCGCGAACACGUCAGGAUGUUGCAGGCCCUGGCCGGCGCCAACGUCGGCGCCGCCGCCAAAGGCCCGUCCACCAGGAGGGCCGCCGAGGAGCUCCGCAAGCAGGUCUCCAGAGCGAACGGGCUGACGCGUCUGAGCGCCCUGCAGGCCGCCGCCAGGAGGAGCCGCGACUUCCGCCUGCCGUCCAAAACUGUGAAGAAGUACACGGCCACCGUGUCCAAGGGCCACGUCACCUACACCAAAGCCAAGCAGAGGGAACCGGGCAAGAAAACCAAACUCAGCAGCGACGACAACGCGAACAAUCACAAUCAGCACAGCCAGCCAGCAGCCAGCGACGGGCUGACCCACUCAGGAAAAGCGGCGGCGGCGGCAGCCUAUCACAGCAAUGCAAAAACGCGCAAACAGGUGCUACUCUCCAACGGGCUGCACGCCGACGCCGACGACGGGGAGGAAGGCCGCAGACGCGAGGGGGACUUCCCCGGGCGGGAGGGUCUGCGCAACUCCAAGCGCCGCCUGGAGGUGGUGCUGCACUCGGUGGAGGCCAGCGUGCUGAAGGGCGGCCAGGAGCCCAAGAGGGCCCGCGCCGGCAGGAAGGCGGGGGCCCCCGGCGGGAGCCUUACCGAGCCGCCGCCGCCGCCGUCGUCGUCCUGCCCCCCGCCCCUCGCGCAACAAUCCUCUCCGACACCAGCAGAGUCGGCCAACCAGCGGCCCAAGCGGGCGUCGGCCGGCAAGCUGAUGUUGAUCCGACAAGCACAGCAGCAACUGAGCCGGUCUCACGGCCGCGGCGCCGCCGCCGCCGCCGCCUCCUCUUCCUCCCCGUUGUCCGGCCACAAUCACUCCCGCGGCACUACCUCAGACCUCCGACAGGGCGGCGCCUCCUCCUCCUCCUCCUCGCCGCCCGCCAACCACUCGGGACCGCCCGGGCCCCCGCCGGCCGGGCGGGCGGCCGACCGCGACAAGGAGUGGGAGCGGGAAAAGGAGCUGGCGCGGCAGAAGGAGCGCGAGAUGGAGAAGGAGUGGGGGCCCCGGCGGAGCCGCCCCGAAGGGUGGGCGGCGCUGGGCGAGGUGCCCGUCUUCCUGCCGGCCUCCCGCGAGUUCCAGGACCCGCUGGCGUACCUGGACGGCGCGCGGGAGCGGGCGGAGGCGGCGGGCGUGUGCCGCGUGGUGCCGCCGCCCGACUGGCGGCCCGAGUGCAAGCUCAGCGAGGAGAUGCGCUUCGUCACCACCGUGCAGAGGGUCCACAUGCUGGGGCGGCGCUGGGGCCCCAACGUGCAGCGGCUGGCCUGCAUCCGAAAACACCUCAAAUCUCAGGGCAUUACCAUGGACGAGCCGCCCGUCAUUGGCGGCUGCGAAGUGGACCUGGCGCGCUUCUUCCAGCUGCUCAACGACAUGGGCGGGAUGCAGCAGGUGAUGGACCUGAAGAAGUGGACCAAGCUGGCCGACCUGCUGCGCAUUCCCAAGUCGGCGCAGGACCGGCUGGCCAAGCUCCAGGAGGCCUACCUGCAGUACCUGCUGGCCUACGACUCGCUGGGGGCCGACGAGCGACUCCGGCUGCAGGCCGAGGUACUACAGGAGAAGCGUCGCCUGGAGGCGCGGCGCGGACCUCUGGAGGGCCUGGCGGACUCGGCGGCGCCGGCGCUGCCCCGCUACGAGCCCAAGAACGGGCUGGCGGGCGGCGUGGUGGGCGGCGGAGGCGGCGCCAACGGCGUGUACCAGCACCUGAAAGAUCUGGAGGCUCAGGUUAAAGCGGGCCGGCGCCGACUCUUCGCUCAGGAAAAGCACGGCAGAGAGGACGGGCGGCGCGCGGCGGACGAGCCGGACGACGGCGUCCUCGGCGAGCAGCACAGAUGUAUUUACAAGGGGAAGUCCGUGUCGUUGACCAACUUCUUCCGGAUCGCACGCAACACCAUGACCAUGUGCUUCAACAAGGAGCCCGUCGCCGCCGAAGUGGAGCAAGAGUACUGGCGCAUCGUGGAGCAGCGCGACGGCCACGUGGCCGUGCACUGCGGGAAGGUGGACACCAGCACCCACGGAAGCGGUUUCCCCACCGGAAAGUCGGAACCGUUUUCAAAACACGGAUGGAACCUCACCGUCCUGCCCAACAACUCGGGGUCCAUCCUGAGACAUCUCGGCGCCGUGCCAGGGGUCACCGUUCCCUGGCUGAACGUCGGCAUGGUCUUUUCUACCUCAUGCUGGUCUCGCGACCAAAACCGCCUUCCGUACAUCGAUUACCUUCACACUGGUGCUGAUUGCAUUUGGUAUUGCGUCCCUGCUGAGGAGAGGUCCAAGCUGGACAAGGUGGUCCACACCCUGCUGCAGGCCAACGGGACGCCUGGACUGGAAAUGCUGGAGAAGAACAUCAUGAUCUCGCCCGAGGUGCUGUGCCGCGAGGGCAUCCGCGUCCACCGCACGGUGCAGCGCAGCGGCCAGUUUGUGGUCUGCUUCCCGGGCGCCUUCGUGGCCAAAGUCUGCUGCGGCUACAGCGUGUCGGAGACGGUCCACUUCGCCACGCCGCGCUGGAUCGAGCUGGGCUACCGGGCGGCCAAGGAUCUGAAGUGGCGACGCAUCGCCGAGCCGUUCUCCAUGGAGAAGCUGCUCUACCAGAUCGCCACGGCCGAGUCCAAACGGGACAACGGCCGCCUGCUCGCCACCGUCGCCGCCCUCCUCAAAGACCUCAGGAACACGGAGAUGCGGCAGCGCUCGGAACUGUUCGCGGCGGGCCUGCACUCGGCGGCGCGCUACGGCGCUCACGACGAGGGCCGCAAGAAGCCGCGCGGGAAGUGGACGGCGCUCGAGUCCUCCGAGAGGCGGUGCCAGAUCUGCCACCACCUCUGCUACUUGUCCAUGGUGGUGCAGGAGACGGACAACGUGGUGUUCUGCCUCGAGUGCGCGCUGCGCUUCGUGGAGAAGCACAAGUCGUGCAGAGGCCUCAAGAUGAUGUACAGAUACGACGAGGAGCAAAUCAACAACUUGGUGAACCAGGUGUGCGGGCGGGCCUUGCAGAAGCGCGCCGGCCUCGCGGCGGCGGGCGGGGGCGACGUCUGCCGCCAGCGUCCCGUCAGCCCCGCCGGAGCGUCGCCGGCCAAGCGCGGCGCCCCCCGCAAGCGCGGCGCCAUGGAGGUGUCCCUGGCCCGCCUCUCGUCCAGCCUGAUGCCCAAAGCGGCCGCUGUGUCCUGAUGGGCUUUUUGCACUAAGCAUCCAAAACAUUUGACGCCAUUUUCCCCAGUUGCUUUUUUUUUUUUUUUUCCCCCCCCUGACCCGGCCCGCCAAAUUUUCCGGAAAUCAAAACCCAAAGUUUUGUCUGUUUUUUUCCCCCCUCUUUGAAUUCCUGGCGCAGCUCCUGCAGUAUUUCCCGGAAAAGGCCGUGGGGCGCGCUCGUAGCGAAAACUUGAAAGACACGACUUGUUUGUUUGUUUGUUUUUUUUAAUUUUUUCCUCCACCUUCUGCGUCUGUUUUGUCGUUUGUGGGAUUUGAGCGCAAAAAAGAAAAAGAAAAAGUGUGCCUCAAAGCGAGGAGUUCGGCCUUAUUUUUUUGGUGCUGCCGCUUUCCGAUUUACUGUAUCAUGCCGGAAAAAAAAUGAAAAGUCGUGAGGUUAGCCGGAAGCUCGCGCUAAGACGGCGGAAAAGCUUUGCCCCCCCCCCCCCCGCGCCCGCCCUACGCUUGGUUGGAGACGUGCAAUCGUGUUAACAUUCCAUUUUUUCUUCCACUCCAUCUGACUUCAAUUAUCAUUUUUUUUUUUAAUUUGUGCUACAUUGAUUGUUUUUCAAGUAGAGCCAUUAGUGUCAAAUGUGAAAUGUUCAGUUUUCUAUCAAUUUUUUUUUUAAACUUUAAUUAAUUAUUCAAUUAAACCCCCCCCCCUCUCGUGUGACUUUUUAAAAAAAAACGUUUUUUUUUUGUACAUAAUAAUCCAUUAUUAAAAGUCUUUUACAUACUUGAGCCCGGCGGGGAAGGAAGUGAUGAUGAUGAUGAUGAAGAAAAAGCCUUACAAUUCCCUUUCUUCAUCAACGUGCGCGCUAACGACAGGGUCGCUCCCGUAUGUAAACAAACAAAAAAAAAAAGUGGAAAAAUUUUUUAAAAAAUUAAGUGCUGCUUAUAUCGCUAAAUAAGAGUCUCCCAAGCCCGUACCCGAGACCCUUUGACCUAGUUUUUUUUUUUUUAACUUUUUUUUUGUUGUUAGGGGGUGAUAGAAUGCAGGUGAGGAAUAUUUUAUUAUAUUUUCUUUUUUUACAUUUUUUCACUCAAAUAUUUCACAGAGAGAAAGGUUGUAGCUCCUCAUGUUGCACUGAGAAAAAAAAAAUGCUUUUCAAAUCCUGGAUACUUUGUUUUGUUUUUUUUCCCGGGGUCGUCAUCCCACCCGCGCAGAGGACUGAAAAAACUUUUACGACUAUUUAAGGAAAAAAAAAAACGCCGUUCGCGUUUUCAGCGUUGAAAUAAUAAUAAAAAAAGAAAGCUGUUGUCAAGUUUUUAUAGCCUUAACGAUGUUUUUCAUCUUUUUUGAUAUAAAUGUCUGAAAGUGCUCGCUCACACAAAGCGAGGCUCUUAAUUUAUUGGUCCAGACUCUCGUGUUGGUUACCAUUUUUUUUUUAUUACUUUUUUGCAGUUUGUUUGUAUUUGAGGUUGAAUAAAAACUUGCCGACAAUUCACUGUCAA